This is a messenger RNA of Aspergillus melleus, 1257 nucleotides long. RefSeq names its product putative mitochondrial carrier protein. The record is from RefSeq and is a predicted model, not a curated record. Gene Ontology annotation, molecular function: magnesium ion transmembrane transporter activity. The transcript has 3 exons. The coding region runs from base 1 to 1257 and encodes 418 amino acids. Gene Ontology annotation, biological process: magnesium ion export from mitochondrion. Lineage: Eukaryota; Fungi; Ascomycota; Eurotiomycetes; Eurotiales; Aspergillaceae.
AUGAGCUUGACCUCGCGUGUGUUUGGCCUGUUUACGACGACAGAGACACCUUCGGAUUCCCCUGCGUCGGCCGUCUAUUCGAAGACCGCCAGCACCGGCGAACACGUUCCCCAUGGUUCCGGUCAAGUGAAGACGCAUCGAGGCGCUCAUGCCCAAGAUGCUGCCUCAAUAGCAGACGAGGAGGAGCCCCGGCCUCCGUAUUUGCACGCUAUGCUUGCGGGUGGUACUGGCGGUACUUGUGGUGAUAUGCUCAUGCAUUCGCUCGACACAGUCAAGACGAGACAGCAGGGCGACCCUCACUUCCCUCCGAAAUACACGUCCAUGACCUCAUCCUAUGCGACCAUCUAUCGACAAGAAGGGUUCUUUCGAGGUCUCUACGGCGGCGUGACGCCUGCCUUCCUCGGCUCCUUCCCGGGAACGGUGACUUUUUUCGGAGUUUAUGAGUUCACCAAGCGGCGGAUGCUGGACGCCGGGAUCAAUCCCAAUCUUGCCUAUCUUUCUGGGGGUUUCUUUGCCGAUCUCGCCGCAUCCAUCGUCUACGUCCCUUCGGAGGUCUUGAAAACUCGCAUGCAAUUGCAGGGACGCUACAACAACCCCUACUUUUAUUCGGGAUACAACUACCGUUCCACGACAGACGCUUUUCGCACGAUUGUCCGACAGGAGGGGGUCGCCGCGCUGUUCUACGGAUACAAGGCGACUAUCUUCCGCGACCUCCCGUUUUCGGCCCUACAAUUUGCUUUUUACGAGCAGGAGCACCGCAUGGCCAUUGAAUGGAUGGGGUCUCGAGACAUUGGACUUGGGUUAGAGAUCCUGACCGCGGCGACCGCCGGUGGAAUGGCAGGCGUGAUCACAUGUCCGAUGGAUGUCGUCAAAACCCGCGUCCAGACGCAACAAAACCCCGAGACCAUGAGUCCGCCGAAAGGCGCCACCGAACACGCCUCGGUCAAGGAGAGUCCCCGGCAGCAUGCGCCAUCUCAGACGACGUCAUCGAGCCUCCGAACGCAUUCGCGACCGAUUUCCACUUCUCCGCCGUCGACGUCGAUGCCUCCUCCCGGAACCCCUCGCCUGGAUACUACUUCGUUCUUCACCGGUUUGAAGAUGAUCUACCAGGCGGAAGGUAUCCGGGGCUGGUUCCGCGGUGUCGGACCUCGAGGCGUGUGGACCAGCAUUCAGAGCGGAACGAUGUUGGUCCUGUACCAAUACUUGUUGAAGAAAUUCGAAGAAUACCAGAGCAUCGGGGAGACGAACCCGCUAUAA